UAGACCCGUGGAGACUGGAAACCGAAGCCUUUUGGCCUUCGCCUUCUCCUUCGCAGAUUCUUGUCCUGUCUUUGUAUACGUAUCCAACAGCUAUCCACAGAGAGAGAGAGAGUGCCUCAAAAGAAGCCCUAAUGUGGGGAUUCCGAUUGCCCUCAAGGUUCUACAUCGGCAUACACUUUUCUUACAAGGGUCCCUACAAUUUCGCAUCAAAAUUAGGAUUCGUUAGCUUCUAGCAUUGUAGAUCUGGUUGGUGGCGAGUUGCAGAUGGAGGGAAGCUUGCUUUCAUUGAUCCUUUGAAGGUUCGGAAAUUUUAGAUUACUCGACUUUGGCUGUGUCUGAAAGGGUAGGGGAUUUUUGGAAGAUUUUCUUUUUCUUCGGGUUGUUGUUGGUGUUGUUGUGGUUGUUGGUGGUGGUGGUGGGACUAAUGGCUGAUCGUAGUGUGGUUGCCAAACCAAUAUGGAUGAAGCAGGCGGAAGAGGCGAAGUUGAAGAGUGAUGCUGAGAAAGAUGCGGCUGCCAAAGCUGCUUUUGAGGCCACCUUCAAGGAUGUUGAGAAGAAGAUGGAGAAAGAGUCUGCUUCUUCGGAUAGUGAGGCAGAAGAGUUCGAAGAAGUGGCUAACAAGCCUAUUGGGCCUGUUGAUCCUGCCAAAUGCACUGCCGCUGGUGCUGGGAUUGCUGGUGGUACUGCUGGUGCUCCUUCGUCUUUUGUCGUUGUGACUAAGGACAUUGAUGGUAGGAAGAUACCCAAUGGAGGUGCUCACCUUAAAGUCAAGAUCUCCCCUGGGGUUGGUGUUGGAGGUUCUGAUCAGGAAGGGAUGGUGAAGGAUCAGGGAGAUGGGAGUUAUACUGUAACUUAUGUCGUUCCUAAGAGAGGCAAUUACAUGGUGCACGUUGAGUGUUAUGGGAAUUCCAUAAUGGGAAGUCCCUUUCCUGUGUUCUUCAGCCACGGCACUACUGGAAGUUUGCUGGCUAUGCCAACUUCUGCCCCAUACCCCAAUCUUGUUAACCAGACAAUGCCCAACAUGCCGAAUUAUUCAGGAUCUGUAUCGGGACCUCUUGGAUUAGCUGGAAUGAUCCAAGGAAUUGGUACUGGUCCUUCAGGAGGUGCACUGUUGCCUGGCUUAGCAUCCCUUGGAGAAGUUUGUCAGGAAUAUCUGGCGGGGCGAUGUGUGAAAACUGACUGUAAGUUAAAUCACCCACCCCAAAAUUUGCUGUCGACAUUGGUGAAUACGACAACCAACAUGGGAACUUUGAGUCCUGCUGCUGCUGCAAUGGCUGCUGCUCAGGCAAUUGUUGCUGCACAAGCGUAUCAAGCUCAGGCACAGGUGCAAGCUCAAUCGACGCGAGAGUCAUCUGGUUUGACUUCUUCCUUGGCUUCACAUAUAUAUUUAAAUUAG
Messenger RNA from Macadamia integrifolia, 1396 nucleotides. RefSeq lists its product as uncharacterized. Gene Ontology annotation, biological process: actin cytoskeleton organization. The transcript has a single exon. The record is from RefSeq and is a predicted model, not a curated record. Gene Ontology annotation, molecular function: actin filament binding. Bases 425 to 1396 code for a protein of 323 amino acids. Lineage: Eukaryota; Viridiplantae; Streptophyta; Magnoliopsida; Proteales; Proteaceae.